AUGGAGGCCGUCCACCACAUGAUUGUUGCUGCCAUCCUGUCGCUGCUCCUCUUCACCCCCGGCGUUGAGGCAAAGAUGACGGCAGGCGAUGUGAUUGCACUCAUCCUCGGUCUUGUGCUCGGAAUCCUCGGCAUCUGCGCGUGCCUUGGCUACUACGCACGGACACACCAGUAG
This is a messenger RNA of Salpingoeca rosetta, 174 nucleotides long. RefSeq lists its product as uncharacterized. The record is from RefSeq and is a predicted model, not a curated record. NCBI's taxonomy places the organism in Eukaryota, Choanoflagellata, Craspedida, Salpingoecidae. Bases 1 to 174 code for a protein of 57 amino acids. The transcript is spliced from 2 exons.